UUUUUAAAAUUUAAAUUUAAAUUUGUUCAAAAUUUUCAAAUGUAUAAAUUAUCCGCCUUGGCUUAAAAAUGGGUUAAUGACCUUUCUCACUCACUUCAGACACAAAUUUCCCUCCCAAAUUGCUGUUUGGUGAGACAGAAAAAAAAUGAAAGAAAGUGACGGAAAGCACAACAAAGAACGAAACCUACUAGCUCUCACCGGAGCCGCUGCUCUUCUCGCUCUCGCUGCCAACCUCGCUUUCUCAGCCUUCAACUCUCACAGGAAAAAGACAAAGAAAAAAGAUCUUCCGGGCUCGAAUGUCCGUGUUAAUAUUUCGCCAUCGGAGAUUCUCCGAUUGGCGGACCGAAUCAUCGCGAAAUCUAAGGCGGUUCACGAUAAAGUUGCUUCUAUUCCUCUUGACAAGGUUUCGUAUGUGAACGUUGUUUCUCCUCUGGCGGAAUUAGAGGCAGAGCAAUUUCCACUGAUACAGUCUUGCGUGUUUCCGAAGUUUGUUUCCACUUCAGAUGAAGUGCGCAAAGCCAGUGCUGAAGCUGAGCGGAGACUAGAUGCUCAUGCUCUCAUGUGCAGCAUGCGUGAAGAUGUAUACCUUGUCAUCAAAGCUGUUGCUGCAAGGGGGGAAUGGAUGAGCGCUGAAGCUAAAUGCUAUAUUCAGAGUCUGGUGAGAGAAUUUGAGCAGAAUGGUUUGAACCUUACUGCAACCAAGAGAGAAGAAGUGCAGCGCUUGAGAACUCAAAUGGAUGAGCUAAGCUUGCAAUAUGUAAAAAAUCUGAAUGAUAAAAGUACUUUUCUUCUCUUCAGUGAGGCUGAGUUAGCUGGGUUACCGCUAGAGUUCUUUAAGGGCUUAGACAAAGCUGAAAAUGGUAAAUUCAAGGUCAACCUGAGAAGUAAUUUUGUUGCCGCAGUGCUGGAACUCUGCAAGGUAGGAAGGACAAGGAGGAUGGUAGCUGUGGCAUAUGGGAAGAGAUGUGGAGAUGUCAAUCUUUCCGUCUUAGAAAAUUUGGUCCAACUGCGCCAUAAAUAUGCUCGAUUACUUGGCUAUUCAAACUAUGCAGACUAUGCUGUGGAUCUUAGAAUGGCAAAGACAACAUCAAAGGUAUUUGAGUUCUUAGAGGACAUCUCCAUCAAUUUAACAGACUUGGCGACUAAAGAACUUAAUCUGUUGAAAGACUUAAAGAAGAAAGAGGAAGGGGAGGUUCCAUUUGGAAUUGAGGAUUUAUUAUACUAUGCAAAGAGAGUUGAAGAACAGAAGUUUGAUAUUGACUUUGGAGCUCUUAAGCAAUACUUUCCUGUCAAUUUGGUCUUAUCUGGGGUCUUCAAAACAUUCCAAGACCUUUUUGGUUUAAGGUUUGAGGAAAUUUUGGAUGCUGAGGUUUGGCAUGGUGAUGUUCGUGUAUUUUCAGUUUUUGAUUUAAGUUCUCGUGAACUCUUCGGUUAUUUCUAUCAAGAUAUAUAUGCAAGGGAAGGAAAAUAUGGUCAGACCUGUGUGGUGGCUCUACAAAAUGGUGCAUUAUCAUCAAAUGGUGCACGGCAGGUACCAGUGGCACUACUUAUUUCUCAAUUUGAGAAGGACAUCAGUGGCCAUCCUGGGUUGUUACGAUUCUCUGAAGUGGUUAAUCUUUUCCAUGAAUUCGGACAUGUGGUCCAACAUAUUUGCAACCGUGCAUCAUUUGCCAGAUUUUCUGGGCUGCGUAUAGAUCCUGACUUUGUGGAGAUCCCUGCUCAGGUUCUAGAAAACUUGUGCUAUGAGAGCUUUGUACUGAAGUUGAUAUCUGGAUUCCAUCAGGAUAUCACAAAGCCCAUCAAGGAUGAUAUAUGUAAAUCACUUAAAAGAUGGCGACAUUCCUUUUCUGCACUUAAAUUGAAGCAGGAAAUUCUUUAUUGCCUUUUUGAUCAAAUUAUACAUUCUGCUGACAAUAUUGAUGUUGUUGAGUUAUUCAAACAUCUUCAUCCAAAGGUGAUGUUAGGUUUGCCAGUGCUGGAAGGAACCAAUCCAGCUUCAUGCUUUCCACGCUCUGCUAUUGGUUAUGAAGCUGCUUGUUACAGUCGUAUUUGGAGUGAGGUUUUUGCGUCUGAUGUAUUUGCCUCAAAGUUUCAUGGUGAUCCUUUGAACCAAUAUGUUGGCAUGCAGUUCAGGAACAAGGUAUUUGGCCCGGGAGGAGCAAAGGAACCUAUUGAAGUUCUUUCAGACUUUCUUGGAAGAGAACCAUCAAUUCAAGCUUUUGUUGACAGUAAAUCCGAAUAUAGUUUGUAAUGCAAAUGAAUUUUGGUAAUGUUUUCUCCCCUCCUCUCUCUGCUUCUGUGAGAUAAAAUUCAAUCAGCAUCCUGAAAUUUUGUUGUCGGUGGAAACUAUAGUUUCUACUUUCAACUAUUUAAUCAUUGAAAUUUCAUGUUCAAUUUGAUGAUCACAUCUUGUUCUCACUCUUGUAACGGUUAUAUAUUUAAAGCAGCAAUCAAUCUUAGCAAGCACUAGCAGGAUGAAUGAUUAACAGAUGAGCAUCCUACAGUUUCAAUUGCCAGAAAAGUUUUGUUGUAUUUAUGUUUUGUAGAUAAGCCUUCUUCUCAGAAUGAUACAUUUCACUGUUUCUGUAAUGCUUAUAUAACUUAUGUACUCAAACAUUGAAUGCUAAAUGAAAGCUAUUGCUAGAA
Quercus robur (English oak) is the source of this 2646-nucleotide messenger RNA. RefSeq names its product probable thimet oligopeptidase. The coding region runs from base 146 to 2251 and encodes 701 amino acids. Gene Ontology annotation, molecular function: metalloendopeptidase activity. Gene Ontology annotation, biological process: peptide metabolic process; proteolysis. The transcript is spliced from 20 exons. Lineage: Eukaryota; Viridiplantae; Streptophyta; Magnoliopsida; Fagales; Fagaceae. The record is from RefSeq and is a predicted model, not a curated record.